Molecule: messenger RNA, 258 nt
Organism: Laccaria bicolor S238N-H82
Lineage: Eukaryota; Fungi; Basidiomycota; Agaricomycetes; Agaricales; Hydnangiaceae
Exons: 2
Coding region: 1-258 (85 amino acids)
Source: RefSeq, a predicted model, not a curated record
AUGUACCUAUUUCAAUUUUCGUGCGCCCAGCAACUCCAUUACCGCGACUUCCCCAAGUUUUGCCACCCCGAGCGACGCAAUGUCACCACCAUGAUGAACCACUUGCCAUCACUCAAUUUUUUCUCGCUCCUCUCAACCCACCAUCCAACGACUCAUGAUAGCGCGUCAGCACGCGUCGGGAAUCAUGUCUUCAGAGGUGCGGAGACAAUCACAGCGAAUCUCUCCCUCGGCAUGAACAAUCGAACGCACGUUCUGUGA